This is a messenger RNA of Owenia fusiformis, 2195 nucleotides long. The record is from the annotation of a GenBank genome assembly. Lineage: Eukaryota; Metazoa; Annelida; Polychaeta; Sabellida; Oweniidae.
GCAAUAUUACACCGUAUAUCAUAUCAACUUUAAGUACGAGGAUUUCUAAAAAAAACAUUCUAAGGCUGUGUCACAUUGCACAUUUGAAUUACUUUAAAUAGCGAAGCUAAUGCAAAUAAAAAAGCGUCAACAAUAAAAUGCUACAAAAUCAACAAUAGUAGUGAAUGGCAUGUUGACCUUUUUGGUCCCAGUACACUAGUGUAGCACGGAACACCGGUGUCCCAGUAAGUCUUAUAUGGUGUAUAAGUUUAGAAUGGAGAGAUCUUACGAUAACAAGGAUGGCGUCCAAGAUGAUGGAAUUUCGACCGUGGAUGUAAAGGACGAAAAGGACACAGAACGAGGGAUAGAGGAGCACUCUAAGGCACCGAGGGAAACUGAUGAACUGCUUGAAGAAGAUGGAGACUAUUCUAAAAUACCCAUAGACAGAGGGUAUGCUUGGUUUGUCGUGUUAGGUUGUUUCCUCAUGAACAUUCUCUUUGUCGGAACAUUCAAGUCAGUUGGCAUCCUGUUUGUGGAAAUACUAGAGAUAUUCGAAGUGAGCACAAGUCUAGCUGUAUGGAUGAUAGCAUUGUAUGGCACUGUAUGGGCAGCCACAGCUCCAUUUGCCGCUGGGUUCAGCCGGAGAUACACUAACAGAGCUGUCGUCAUGUUCGGCGGCUUCUUUUCUGGAAUCGGUUGUAUCCUUGCAGCAGUGUCACCGAACAUUGGACUAGUUAUUCUGUUCUAUGGAUUCGUUUGUGGUCUUGGGAUAGGCUUGGUUUAUGGACCAAGUCUUGUAAUGGUAGCCUUAUAUUUCGAAAAGAGACGAGCCAUCAGCAACGCCAUCGCUGUUACUGGAGGUGCUAUUGGCUCUCUCGCAAUGCCACCCUUACUAAGGGUGCUUCUUGAUCAGUAUGGAUACAAAAAUGCCAUGCUCAUUUUGGGUGCCCUGAUGUUUAACAUUAUCGUCAGUGGGGCUCUCUAUCGCCCGCUAUCAUUCUACACUGAACGAAAGAACUCAUAUAAAUGCAAAGAUAGCAAUAAAGAUGGCACUGUAUAUCAAAAUCAAGAUGGAUCAAUGUGUGUGGAGCCAGGUUCAGUAUCUCAUUUAUACACAAAUAUUGAAUCAAAUGAUUAUAAAGAAGGAGGGUCGGUAGAUGCAAUGCCGAACGUGUUGAACAAAAGACUUCUGCUAAACAGGCAGAACUCUGUAUCCAUGCCUCAAAUUAAUCAGAGUACGGAGAGGCAAAAAAUACAUAUACAAGAGGAUGAACCCAAUCUCAAGAAAAUAUCCACUUCAUUUGCCCAUUUAGCUUGGGAGUAUGGGAGUAAUCUCUCGAUAAUAGAUGCCUCAUUACAGAGCCUAGCUACCAGAAAACAAUAUCUUCAUAGACAUUUGGUCGUUGACUCAACAACAGGAAAUAUGAAUAGUGAAAGUGGUGACGAGGACAGAACUAUCACUAAAAGUAGUGGUUGUCUGCAACAUCUGAACUGUUGUGGUUCAAGUACGAAUAAAGACCAGCCACCCCUGUUUGAUUGCAAAUUAAUGAAAAACACCAUAUUUUUAAUAUUCAGUAUUGCCAUGUUUCUUGCCAAUUGCGCGUAUUCAAAUCAGUUCAUUUUUCUCCCGCCAUAUUGUAAUGAUGAAGGUAUUUCAAAGAAUUGGACAGCAAUUGUCAUGUCUGUCAUCGGAGUUGGUGAUUUCGUUGGACGAAUAGUGUGUGGACUCAUUGCAGACACCAAGGUGAUUAAGCCAUCGACUAUGAUGGCUAUAACCCUGAUCAUCCCAGGAGUGUUUAGUAUUCUAUUACCAUUUAUAAAGUUUGAUGGCGUAUUCUUCUUGGCUGCGUCGGUGUUUGGAUUCUUUGGAGGCGCAUUCAUAGCAUUGAUGGCAGUGGUGCUCGUUGAUUGGUUAGGAAAAGAGAAACUUUCUGCAGGUUUUGGUCAAAUGUUGAUAUUCUUUGGUCUGGCGUAUUUGUUGACGACGCCAGUUAUAGGUACGAUACGUCAGUACCUUGGCAGUUACGACAUUCCUUAUAUAAUGUUCGGAAUCUUCGACAUCCUGGCUGGUCUUCUGAUUCUGUCUGAAGUAUACAUCAGGAAAACCAUAACGCCAACUGGGCAAUAGACUGGAGAACAUACGAUUUCAACAUUGUGUUGCAUCAAGGAUGGGUGUUCGCGAUAUUAUAUAUUUUCUAGUUUGAUGUGACAAAAAA